This is a messenger RNA of Oryzias latipes (Japanese medaka), 4194 nucleotides long. NCBI's taxonomy places the organism in Eukaryota, Metazoa, Chordata, Actinopteri, Beloniformes, Adrianichthyidae. The record is from RefSeq and is a predicted model, not a curated record.
ACUCUACAAUGUGUUUGAAACUCGCCACAUGUUUGUCACGUUGGAAGAGUUAGCCAUGUUAGUCUUGCUACAUUACCUGUAACUCCCAACCUUGUUAGUUACAUGUAAAAAACAACACACUCCCACACGCUACAUGUAGCCAUGUUAGCAUAUCAACAACAACCAACCAUGUAUAUUAAUCCAUAUUUAUAAUAAUGUCAUGACCUGUAGUGAAUUGUGGGAAAUAAAGCUUGUGUUGUUGUCAGUUGCAGCAAAGGUUAGUGGGUCACUUCCAGGGAUGACGUUGCCCUGUUUGUUCAUGUUGUUUGCUUUGGAUUCUGUUUUUUUUAAUGCCUGCUAUUCAUCAGGCUGCUCAGGGUUGUCCGGUGUUCAGGACACGAGUACGCUUAAAGUGUCACUCCAAAUGUCUUUCGAACUGAGUGUUCCCAGAGGUCGUUCACUUGUGAUGAUGCUGUUUUUAGACAAAAUGCAAAAAAACUGUGUUGUUUCCUAGGACAGUUUCUGCAGAGCGGCAGGAGUUCAUUAGAAAUUCACAGCUGACACGGAGUUAGCCAGCCCGUGUGUCAUGUGUUCAUUUCUUUUUCAAUUUAAAAUAAAAAACAACAAUUCUAUCAUUUUUCAUUUGCAAAUUACAAUCUAGGAAGAUUCUGAUGUGGUGACAGAAAUGUUUUAGAGCAGUAAAACGAAAGCGGAAAUAUCAACCACCUUUUACACCAGUGAGGUUUGGAAAGUGUUCAGAAAGGUUUGUAAGAAGAUUCUGUAUGCAGCAGCAGCUGUGAAGAAAAUCAAACAAACCUGAAAUGCAGUCCCGUCAUCCACAUGUGAGGUAAGGAUGCACAUUUGUUUGAUUCAUUGUCAUGAUCUGACUAGAGUUCAGAGUGACCCAAAUGCUGGAACCCAGAAGGAGACUCGGACAACGAGGUAAGUUUAGUAGAUUUUAUAUAGAAAGGUGAGUAAUGGCUUUCUUCUAGAGGAAGCGCGGCGGCUGACUGGAGGAGAGCGACAGCAGGAUUCCGGAGGCGAGACAGUGUGAAACCAGAGGACUGUGAGGACCAGCAAACAGGAGCAUGAGCGGGCCAGACUAUGCACCGUGAGAGGAACAACGAACUGGCGUCGAAUGAAGAUCCAGAUGCUCCUUAAGAGGGCAACGGCGAUGAUGAGACCAGCGGCAGCUGAUGGUUCUCUGUGGGGAUUUCAGUAAAGCUGGAGUUCAGUGCUGGGGAAGCUGGAUGAGCAGAAACUGGGGUCCCUUCUCCUCUGGAGGAGAUCUGUUCUCAACAGAGCCCAACAUGUGAUGAUGAGCAGCGAUGUGGCCAGACUUUGACUCUUUUGAUACAAUUGUUAACCACAAACAGACUUUUCCCAUGAUGCAAUGCUUCAUCUACUAAAUGUGAAUGAUAGGUACAAUUCUGAAUGUAAAUGUAAAAUUUGAUUGAAUGCAUGAAGACGCCCAUAAAAUAAAAUCCCCAACUGUUUUUUUUUGUUUGUUAUUGAAAAACAUAAUUAUGUUAAGUUUGUAAUAAAUAUACCGCAUUGAUACAAUUUUGUUUAUUUUCAUAUCCAAUAUUACAAUCCCAAGAAACAUUUCUAAACAACAGCUUUGAAAAUGUCAACUUUGUUAAUAAAGCUUUAAGACUCAAAAUGGAGCCACUAAACUCCUUAAAAAAACAAGUCUAACAUGAACAUCUCCAACUGCAGUUUUGAUUUGCCGAGCAUUAAGUGUUUGCUGCAAUUCCUCACAGAUGUGGUUUCCAGGUCAUCAGCUCGAUGCUUCAGGCAGGAACCGUGGCUCCUCUUCCCCAAGACAUCCUGAACAACCAAUCAGGCUGCAGGUCCAGGAAAAUGGCUUUUCCAAAAGAACCUGCAACUAAAAGCAUUUUUUAGUUUAAGGUUAAUUAAUAAUUAAUGGUUAUAUUGAACAUAAAUCGGUAUUCUCUUGUAGAGCUGCCAUCUGUUCUUCUGGAGAAGCACAAACUUUUCUGGGACUUUGUUUCUAGAAACUUGAUCUGCAGAAAUAACACAUUUUAACUCAAUGUAGUAUUUUAUGUACUUUUGAAGUUUAUCACUUAAGUGUCCAUUCAAGUAUAUGAUUCAAAUGUCUGCAAUGCACUUUAAUGAUAUAUUUUAUGACAUAAUAACUUGUUUACUGAUUUUAAUCUUGAGUUCAUUUCAGCAACACUGAUGACAUACGCAUAAUUACUGUAUGAAUGACAGAAUCAUCCCGGCUGGCUAGAGCUUCUUCUGUCAUGUUAUCACCAAAAACAGGAACGGCUAAUCGUCAAAACAGUUCAAGUCUCUAUCGGGUUCCUUUUGCACAUGCAAGACUUUCAGACUUUCAUUCCUGGAACGUCUGCAGACACAUCGUUGCUCCCGAAAAAAGCCAUCGAUCAGAGUCUCUCGCUGGCUUUGCAUCAAAAGAGCCUGAAACUUUAGCUUGUUUUCUUUUAAUUAUUUUUAUAUAUUUUUUAAUCAUUGUCACAGAGACAGAAAAAUGACUUUUUGGCCAAACCUUAAGAGGGUAGUUUGACAGUUUCUUGGCUUAUUAGCCCUCUCUUAACCCAUGUGCGAGGACUGCUGUGCUGCAACUGUUUUCCGUCCUGUCAGAAUUACUUCCUGUUCAGAGAUCUGCAACGUCACUGCAAAAAAAAGAAAAAAAGCCUUUGAUUGUGGCCGGCACGGAGGAGUGUUCACUGUGGUUUUUGUUACCGUCACCUUUCCACUUACUCCACUCACUCACCACCGAAGUUCUUUCACUCAUGCCUGUCUGACAAGAAGCAGAGGACUUACAGAAUGGAAAAAAACAUGGUUUUUGCUGUCAUUUUUGGACUUGUCAUUGCUCUUGGUUUGCCUCUCAAUGUGGUUUCACUGUGGAUUAUGCUCCGUCGCCAUGGCCUCAAGUCGCCCAGUGCUGUUUUCAUGGUCAACCUGGUGAUCUCAGACUUGCUGCUCAUCAUCACUUUACCCCCAAGGGUUUACUUUUAUGCGACAGAGACGGGGAUCAGCAACGAAUACGUGUGCAUCUUCUUCACAAUGCUGUUUCGCAACAACGUCCGCUCCAGCUCCAUCUUCAUCACCUUCAUCAGCGUGGACCGCUUACUGGCGGUCGUGUAUCCUCUGAGGUCUCGUCACGUGAGGACUUCGGCCAACGCCUCGAGAGGUGCCGCUCUGGUUUGGCUGGUGGUGCUGGUGGUGAAUAUCCCGGAGGGUUUGGCUUUCACUCGGAAUUUGAGGCAACGCUCGGCCAAAAGGGCUUGUUUCGAUUUUUCAGAUAGAAACACCUCGACGGGAAACAACAGCUCAUUGCUGGAUUCGAGGCUGAACAGCUCAUCGGCGGAUUAUUUUCAGCUGGUGCUAACAUUCACCAUGUUGGCAGUCAAUAUUGUCUCCACUGUUCUGGUGUCACAUACGCUCCAGAACCAUCUGAAGGAGUCUGCAAGGGUCAGCAACAAAAUGAAUGUCAUGCUGAUUUUUGCCAUGAACCUGAUGAUGUUCAUCGUGUUCUUUUUGCCAGUAUCUUUGGUGGUUUUCUUUAACAAAUGGAGACCUCAUCUGAGUUGCCUCGCUAGCGUGAACUGCUGCAUGGACCCUCUGUUGUACUACUUUUCUUUUGAUGGCUUCUGGAAGAAAAAAGAGGAUGUGGACACAUCUCUUGCAAGAGAAAUGUGAAGGCUGAACCCCUGGUGGUUUCCUAAACUAAGCAUAUGCCUGUUAUGCUGUAAACUGUCUUUAAUGCUGCAUUUUGCAUUUGAAUGUGAGGCUGGUUGUGACAUGCCACAUGGGUCUGCUGCUGCUCUGGAAAUAGGAGAACAAAAUCAGUCAGCUUGUUGGAUGAAAUGUUUAAAAGUAGUAUAAAGCUUUUUUUUCUUAAUUGUACAGUUAUCAGUCAGCAAACCUCCCUUGCUUUUGAAUGACAACAACUCAACAGGGAAGACUUUCAGGAUGACUUCAAGUCAGAUAAGUUUGACUUGCAUCUGUAAAAUGUUUUUGACCUUUUGUGUUAAUUCACCUUUUGGCAGAUUUUAAGAUGGCAACCGAGGUUGUUGUUGGAUCCUUUUUUCUGGCAGCAUAUCCAUUUCUAAGUCAGGACACACUGAACUUCAGCAAAGCUGCCACAUAGAUGGGCAUCUGUGUGGGUGCGGGGGGGGGGGGGGCUCCCCAAAAAGUCUAAAAUAAAAAGAUUGCAGAUGAAAAGCC